AUGGAUUCGGCUCUAUACAAUAGUGCUCCGGGUGAACUCUCGAUUAUCAAGGCCGAAAUCUCGCUUGCUUUCAAGCCUGAUAAUGAGUGGUUGCUGGUUGAAAGCACCAACGAGGGCAGUAAAGCUGGCUAUAUACGAGCGAACUACGUAGAGACACAUGUAGAAGGCACUGAAGAAGAGGCAACGGAAGAGCAGCUGGCAGAUCAACGGAUUAUAGUUCCACCUUCACCCACCACUUCUCCACCCACCUAUGUCGAUCCUGCAGAUAGAGUCGCAUCAUCCAAACUAAACGCCGAUGAUAUCAAGACUUGGUCUGUAUCCGAGGUCGACAAGAAAGGAAAGAAGAUGAAGGGAAUACUCGGUAUAGGUAGUGGAGCAGUGUUCUUCGCCAGUGAAACCAGCAAGGCCGCAGUGCAGAAAUGGCCCACAAGCUCUUUCAGUAAUAUAAAUGUUGAAAAGGCUAAACAUGUCCACUUUGAUGUUGAGGGCGGAGUCAGCUUACAUUUCAACGUUGGCUCCAAGAGCAACUGCGAAGCGAUUGUCGCGCAGCUAGAAUCUUCGAAAGCCUUAGCUCUUCAACCUUCGGAGGAAGCACCUGCGCCGACACCCAGCAGAUCUCCUCCGCCACCUUGGUUAGGUUCGCUUCCAACAAGAGCAGUCAAAGCCUCCGUACAUUUUGCUCCCGAGUCCCCCGCAAUUAUACCGUUUCCCCAAGAGGAAGAACCAGAAGAGGAGGGAGAAAUGGCUGUAGCGCUUUAUCCGUUUACUGCCGAUGGAGACGAUGAAUUAUCUGUGAUCGAGGGCGAACAGCUAUUGGUGCUACAAAAAGAUGGUGACGAGUGGUGGAAAUGUCGGAAUGCUGAAGGCGCGGAAGGAGUGGUCGCUGCGUCAUAUAUUGAGCUCGCGCCUUCUAACCGGCAGACUGCACCAAGAUCCACUCCCCUCGAAGAGGAACCAGAGGAGGAAGAGGAAAAGGAGGAUCUUGCGGCGAAAGAGGCACAACCCCGAGAAAAAGCAGAGACGGAAGCUGCUGCUGCUGCGGCCGCCAAACGUGCGCGGAAAGAGGAAGAUAGACAGAGAAAGAAGAGGGAGGCGCAAGCGCGAGCAAAGGCUGCUGAGGCCCAGCGGGCCAAGAGGACUCGUUCUUCACCUAACAAAGACCGCCCUAGCUCUUCAUCAGGACGAACCUUCACCAAAAAUGGUUGUAUGUGCCUUUUUUCCUGGCCUGUUUCCAAACCUAAGGACU
This is a messenger RNA of Lentinula edodes (shiitake mushroom), 1246 nucleotides long. RefSeq lists its product as uncharacterized. Gene Ontology annotation, cellular component: plasma membrane. NCBI's taxonomy places the organism in Eukaryota, Fungi, Basidiomycota, Agaricomycetes, Agaricales, Omphalotaceae. The record is from RefSeq and is a predicted model, not a curated record. The transcript is spliced from 6 exons. Gene Ontology annotation, biological process: Rho protein signal transduction; regulation of Rho protein signal transduction. Gene Ontology annotation, molecular function: actin binding. The annotation marks the transcript as partial.